This is a messenger RNA of Lathyrus oleraceus (garden pea), 1728 nucleotides long. RefSeq lists its product as uncharacterized. NCBI's taxonomy places the organism in Eukaryota, Viridiplantae, Streptophyta, Magnoliopsida, Fabales, Fabaceae. Gene Ontology annotation, molecular function: cysteine-type peptidase activity. Gene Ontology annotation, biological process: proteolysis. The transcript is spliced from 11 exons. The coding region runs from base 1 to 1728 and encodes 575 amino acids. The record is from RefSeq and is a predicted model, not a curated record.
AUGGAUAAGACAUGGAUGUAUUCCAAUCGAUUGUCGAAAGAGUACGAGAACGGGGUAUCGAAAUUUGUUAAGUUUGCUAUUGCGCACGCCAAAGACCCCAAUCGAAUGACAUGUCCUUGCUUGAGUUGCUGUUAUGGGAGUCAGGUUGACGCGGUUCAGUUGGCAUCGCAUUUACUACGUGUUAUUGGUACGUUACUCAAUAUACAAGGAAAGUCUAAGGAUGGCCUUAAUGUAAGGAAGGACAUGUUAGACGAGACGAAAAGUGACGCAACAUCACUUCCGCCACAUGUUUUGUGGAAAGAAGCUCGUGUGGGAAAGGAUGGAACUGUUAGGGGUGACGUUCAACAUAUUUAUGAUGAAUGUGAGACCCUAUCUCAAUCGAUAAGCACAUCUGAGGACCAGGAGAACAGGAGCGUACUUAGUAGAGCACUAAAUGUUCCUGAGUAUCCCGGUCGGGUGAGGGGUAAAGGGCAUGGUUGUACUCCAACUUCCUUGUAUAAGAAUCCAAGGAGAAGAAAUCCUAGCAAUCAAGAAGUGAUGGAGACGUUGCAGGCAUUACAAGCGCAAGUUCUUCAAUUGCAAAAGGAUAAUGAGAGAUAUAGGUGUAUGGAAAAGUGCAGUUCACAGUUGAAAGAAACUAGUGAGAAAGCCAGUAUCAAUUGUCAAAAUAAAUUUCCCGAGGGCAUUUCAUCUUGUCAGCUAUACUUAUCGUCACCGACUUAUCGCCUAGUUGGCAAGGGAAAAGUGCACAACACUUCGGGAGAUUUACUUCACCAUAGACCGCUCCCGGAUGGACACCUUAAAGUAUCGGUUGAUGUUGUAUUAGAUAAGGAUGCGUUGCUACCGAUACCUGACAUUGUUUCAGAGACAACAUUGCUGCGAGAUGCAAUAGGAUCAUUUGUUGCAUGGCCCUUGGAUCUCAUUUUCAUUGAUGAUGAGGUAUUUGCUCAAGGGUCACAACAACUGAGCCAGAAAAUUGGUAGUCGACAGAAAAACAAAAGGGAUCUUCCAGUGACUUAUUUGCCAAAAAAAGGUGCUUUUGUGCCUCGAUACCAGAUAUCUCUUGAAACACUUGUUGACUCAUCAGAUAUGGCAACAGCUGGUGCUAUUCGCUUACUGGAUAUGGAGGAAGAUAUCUUUGGUUAUUCAUGCACUGAAACAAUCGGAAAAGAAGAUCUGGAACAUAUUUUUCGGCAUCAAGAAUUAGGCGUCGGUGUUAUACACACAUACAUCCGGUUCUUGUAUGACAAUUUCAUGCGCGGGAAUGAUCAAUUGUCAAACAGAUUCCGUUUCGUGUCUUCCUCCCUGGUCAACAAAGCAUUAAUUUGUAGGGAACCGGAUUCAUGUAGAGAGUACUUAGUCAAGAGAUUCAUGGCCAGCAGUACAAACAACUUGUAUCUUUGGCCGUAUAAUUCAGGGUGUCACUGGUUGUUGCUUGCUAUUGAUCCUUUAAAAGAAGUGGUAUAUUUUCUGAAUUCGAUAGAUGGUGAAUGGACAAAUUAUCCGGAUAUGAAGCAAUUAGUUGAUAUAUCAAUAAAAGUGUUCCGAUCUCAAAGACAAGCUCGAGUACCACGUACUAAAUCCAGCAACAUUACGUGGAUAAAAGUGCAGUGUCCUCUACAGCGCAACGGUAUCGAUUGCGGAUACUUUGUAAUGAGGUUUAUGAGGAAAAUCAUUAAUAUGAAUCAAAUAGAGAUUCCAAUCACGAUUAGUUAUGACUCCAAAUAG